Iphiclides podalirius (scarce swallowtail) is the source of this 606-nucleotide messenger RNA. The record is from the annotation of a GenBank genome assembly. NCBI's taxonomy places the organism in Eukaryota, Metazoa, Arthropoda, Insecta, Lepidoptera, Papilionidae.
AUGAAGAUCACAGUGAUUAUCGUUGCAAUGGUGUUAAGUUUAGUAUGCGGUGAAGACGACGGCCGCUACCGACCUGAUGUGAACGCGAAUUAUGGAAGAUAUCGCUAUUCUGGUGACGGCAGUUAUUACAAUCCUUUUGGAAGAUACAAUAACUACUUCAGAAACAAUGCACGAUACCAGAAUAAGCCGUAUCAGGAGUUAUUGACUCCUUACAAUGCUAUUGCAGAGAAAAGCAAUCCUCCGCAGGUGGCUGUAACGUAUCGGCCAAUUGAAGUCAAGACCACCACCACAAGUUCAGCUUACACUUUGGCUUCAAAAAGCACAGUACAACCUACCACACUACCAGUAUUCCAAAGAAGUAAUCUCCCAGAAGGCAAUGCCAGGAUCGUUAGUCAGGAUAGUGAUUUUGACGCGAACAACUAUCGCUUCAGCUACUUAACGGAGAACGGGAUUAGUGCAGGGGAAUCUGGCGUGGUUGAGCCUGGUGAAAAUGCUGGAACCAGGGUGACAGGUUUCUACGAGUACAUCGGCGCCGAUGGCCUCAAAUAUAGAAUCGAUUACACAGCUGAUGAAAAUGGCUUCCACCCAAGCGGAGCUCAUCUGCCU